GUGAGGGAGAUCCUGACGGCCCUGGGCCUGCUUGAGUGUGCGAAAACUCGAACGUCACAUCUUUCAGGGGAGAGGAAAAGGCUGGCCAUCGCCCUGGAGCUUGUCAACAACCCUCCCAUCAUGUUCUUUGAUGAGCCCACCAGUGGCCUGGACAGUUCCUCCUGUUUCCAGGUGUUGUCUCUGCUGAAGGCCCUGGCCUAUGGUGGCCGCACCGUUAUCUGCACCAUCCACCAGCCCAGCGCCAAGCUCUUUGAGCUCUUCAACAAGCUGUAUGUCCUUAGCCAGGGCCACUGUAUCUACAGAGGGAAAGUGCCUAACCUGGUACCUUACCUUAGAGAGCUGGGGCUCUACUGCCCAACAUACCACAAUCCUGCAGACUUUGUGAUGGAGGUGGCGUCUGGGGAGUACGGUGAUCAGACGGCUCUUUUGGUGAAGGCCGUGCAGGAGGGGAAAUGUGAGCAGGUCAACAAGACAGACAUGAACGAUGGACCCCUCAACCCCUUCCUGUGGCACAAAUCUUCUGAGGAGGAUUCCCCUUCCAGUUUCUCAGCCAGUUGUCUGACUCAGUUCUGCAUCCUAUUCAAAAGGACAUUUCAAUGCAUCAUUAGAGAUACAGUGCUGACUCACCUAAGAAUCACCUCUCACAUUGGGAUUGGGAUUCUGAUUGGCCUGCUCUAUCUGGGCAUCGGCAACGAUGCCAAGAAAGUGCUCAGCAACUCCGGCUUCCUCUUCUUCUCCAUGCUCUUCCUCAUGUUUGCUGCUCUAAUGCCUACUGUUCUGACGUUCCCUUUGGAGAUGGCAGUGUUCCUAAGAGAGCACUUGAACUACUGGUACAGUCUGAAGGCUUACUAUCUGGCCAAGACUAUGGCAGACCUCCCCUUCCAGAUAGUGUUCCCAGUCGCUUACUGCAGCAUCGUCUACUGGAUGACGUCCCAGCCGCCUGACGCUGUACGUUUCAUCCUUUUCUUGGCCCUGGGAGUCCUCACCUCUCUUGUGGCUCAGUCUCUGGGCCUGCUGAUAGGAGCAGCUUCCACCUCGCUACAGGUUGCCACGUUUGUAGGUCCGGUGACUGCCAUACCCGUGCUGCUUUUCUCUGGCUUCUUUGUCAGUUUUGACACAAUUCCGUGGUAUCUUCAGUGGAUGUCAUACAUUUCAUAUGUCAGGUAUGGCUUUGAAGGUGUCAUCCUCUCCAUCUACGGGCUGGACCGGAAGGACCUCCACUGUGACAAGGAUGAAACAUGCCACUUCCAGAAGUCGGAGGCCAUCUUGAAAGAGCUUGAUGUGGAAGAUGCCAGACUGUACCUUGACUUCAUAGUGCUUGGCAUGUUCUUUGUGACCCUCCGUCUCCUCGCGUACUUUGUGCUGCGCUAUAAGAUCAGUGCAGAGAGGUAA
This is a messenger RNA of Oncorhynchus masou masou (cherry salmon), 1392 nucleotides long. RefSeq names its product ATP-binding cassette sub-family G member 1-like. Lineage: Eukaryota; Metazoa; Chordata; Actinopteri; Salmoniformes; Salmonidae. The record is from RefSeq and is a predicted model, not a curated record. Gene Ontology annotation, biological process: cholesterol efflux; cholesterol homeostasis; transmembrane transport. Gene Ontology annotation, cellular component: membrane. Gene Ontology annotation, molecular function: ATP hydrolysis activity; ABC-type sterol transporter activity; ATP binding.